AGUACAUUUAAACCCAUACAAUAACCUAUACAUAACAGCGUUAACACUGUGGUUGAGAUUGUGAGGGAAGCAUCCAGUGAAAACAUGAAGCUGAACAGUUUAUUUUGUUUAUAGAUGCCAAAUGCACUGACUUAGCAGCCAUUGUUACACAUAUUGAGCUGUUUCAGUGGCAUGGCUUGCGUAGAUAAUCAAAGGGUCUGUUUUCUCACCAACAGUGAAAAUGAACCCUUUGCUGGAUAUGGCAUCAGCAAGACCCCGGAGAGCAAAGAUUAAACCUAGAGAAGAGGCUGCACAUUUUACAUCCUUGUGCAAAGACAAGGAUGGAUUUGAUGUGAAGUUCAUAAAUUCCUUCAAAGGUCGAGGAGUGUUCAGCUGCCGACCCUUUCAAAACGGAGACUUCCUAAUUGAAUAUAGAGGGGAAGUCAUAACUAAAUCUGAACGUGAACACCAGCAACAAGUAUACCAUUGUGCACUUAAGGUUUUCAUGUUUGACUUUCGUAUAAAUGGACAAGAGUUAUGUGUUGAUGCUGCCAAAGAGGACAACUCCCUAGGGAGACUUGUCAACGAUGACCAUGUGAACCCGAACUGCAAAAUGAAAUUGAACAAAGUGGAUGGAAAGCCCCAUCUUUGUCUUUUUGCACUCAAAGACAUCAGUCCUGGAGAAGAGAUAGCUUAUGACUACAGUGAUUCUGAUUGGCCAUGGAGAUGCAAGAUUUCCACUGAGGCAGAGACUCUGCAUGAAGAAGCUGCCAUGGCAUCUGAGUCCCACUAUGAUGACAUUCAACAGGUGAGUUAACCACAACUCAAUGUUGGUAUUAGUUACAUGUUUCUUUCCAGUUAUAAACCAUGAAGACUGGAUGUGAAUGCUGAGGUUAGAUACACAGGUCCUGUGUAUCACUCUACUGGACAGCUUUAGACACUAAGAGGACUGUGUGUCAAUGCUGUUUUUCUUCUGUUAAACUGAAUGAUCAUACUCUUUAGAUAUGAAAUACUAUAAUCAGUGUCUUUCUACCUGAUUGUAAUAACUCACAACAAGAGCAAGUGAAGC
Messenger RNA from Trematomus bernacchii (emerald rockcod), 1048 nucleotides. Its product is annotated as N-lysine methyltransferase KMT5A-A-like. Lineage: Eukaryota; Metazoa; Chordata; Actinopteri; Perciformes; Nototheniidae. Gene Ontology annotation, molecular function: protein binding. The coding region runs from base 221 to 796 and encodes 191 amino acids. The transcript has 4 exons. The record is from RefSeq and is a predicted model, not a curated record.